AUGGAUUCCUCAGAGAUAAGACAGAAUUUUGACCGCUUCCGAAUCCUCAUUAUAGGAAGAGCGAAUGCAGGAAAAACCACCAUCCUCCAGAGGGUUUGCAAGACACGUGAGAACCCAGAAAUAUACGACAGGGCCGGGCAAAAGAUCGAUCCCGCCGUGUUGAUGGCAUCUAGAGAGCGCGGGGUACACGAUAUCGAGAAUGAAAUGGUGUUUCAAAGCAACCAAGGAUUCAUUUUCCAUGAUUCACGCGGGUUUGAGGCAGGAGGACAAUUUGAAUUCGACAAGGUGAAGGCUUUUAUCGGACGUCGUUCUAAGAAGAGACGUCUGAGUGAUCAAAUCCAUGUCAUAUGGUACUGCAUUCCGAUGGAUGAGGAUGCAAGGUCUUUCACAGCGGCAGAAACCAAGUUUUUCUCUCAGUGCGACACAGGAAGUGUUGCAGUAAUGGUGUUGUUCACUAAAUUCGACGCUCUCUAUGACGAUGAAUUUGCAGAGCUGACGAGUAAGGGAGUAUCGAGAAAAGAUGCUCAAACGCUGGCCUCGCAGCAUGCCAAAGAAGCAUUUGCCAAUGGGCCACAACUAAAGCUUUUGUACGACCACAAGAACAAUCCACGUCCUCCAAGGUGUCACGUAUGCCUGCCUGAUAUGGACAAGGAUGAUGCAGACUGCGGAAUACUGAUCGAACGCACGGCCGAAACUCUGGAUGAUGAUACACUCAAAAAAAUGUUUGUUUCAACUCAGCGGAGCAACUUGGAGUUGUGCAUGAGAUAUGCAGUCGAAAUGUAA
Molecule: messenger RNA, 783 nt
Organism: Suillus fuscotomentosus
Lineage: Eukaryota; Fungi; Basidiomycota; Agaricomycetes; Boletales; Suillaceae
Product: GTP-binding protein
Exons: 6
Coding region: 1-783 (260 amino acids)
Source: RefSeq, a predicted model, not a curated record